AGUAAAGAUGAAGAAAUUCACCAAUGUUGGACCAAAGAUCCCAGGACAUGAGGAAAUGGACACCAGCCCAAGUCAGUACGGCUCAAAUAGCACUAAAAAUGACCUCCAAGAAACCCAUAUUUUAUCAGGAGAAUUUUAUGAAUUUAUUCAAAAAUGAACUGGAACAAACCAAGAUACAAAUUCAGAAAAAUAUUCUGGAAAGAUUGAAGAAAUGUUUGGCGUCAGCCAAAUCGACCAGAUCUUCUUCCAAUAUCAAGACGGAUCUGGAGAUGACUUCUCAGAGCUAUUUGAGUAUAGAGCCAUAGUUGGUAUUGGUGCCUUUGGAGUUGUCAUUUCUGCCCUCGAUAAAGAGACAGGUGAAGAAAUCGCGAUUAAAAUGCUCAAUUUGGACCACUCUUCAGACUUAAUCGCGAAGUUGUUCAGGAAGGAAGCAGAAACACUACGAAAUUUACAUAAAGGUAACAGCCCGAGUUCUGCAGGAUCUCCAGAGAGGAAAGAUUUCAUAAUGAAAAGAAAAAGUGCUAGGGUAACUGCUCCUCCUCAGAACAUUAUUGGCUUCAAAUUCUUCAAGGAAUAUUCAAAUUAUCUACUCCUUGGGAUGGAACUUUGCACUGGAGGAAAUCUUCAGGAAUGGAUCAAAGAGCAAAGGGCAAUCAAGAACAAGUCCCAAGAGAAACAUGAUGAAGAGUGCUCUGUGAUCAUCAAAAAUAUCCUCCAUGGCAUUUCCUAUAUACAUGAUCGAUUCGAGAUCCUUCAUAGAGAUCUUAAGCCUGCGAAUGUUCUCUUUGCAAAGAGAAACGACCUUGACUCUAUCAAGAUCUGUGAUUUUGGAUUCGCUAAUGAGCGUGGAACUGGGCUAUUUGACCAGAACAACGAUAAUGUAGGAACCCUCAUCUACCAGGCCCCUGAACAAAUGAAGUCAGUUACAUAUGGGAAAAAGGUAGAUAUCUGGGCAACUGGUAUGAUCAUGUAUGAACUUCUAACAAAAGGGGGUCAUCCAUUCCUAGGCAUUGACUUCUACAACAAGCUCGACAUGAACGUUGAGGAGUUUAGGAAGCAUGUCAUUAGUCUUUACACAAGUGACACAAUUGAUCUAGACAGUUCAUUGUUUUCACCAAUGGCGUACAAAAUGCUGAAAAAUCUGUUGAAUGUCAAUCCAAAUCUGAGAUAUAGCUCUCAGAGAGCACUGAAGCAUCCCUGGAUCACCAGGGAUCUUCAGGCUAAGGUCCCUCUAAAUGUUUUUGAAGAAAUGCAACUCAACAUGAAAGCUUAUGAAAAGCUCAAAUUUGCUACUCAAAUGGCAUUUGCCAUGAGCAUGAUUGAAGAUAAAGUUCUCCAGGAAGAGCAGAAUGAAGAAUUUGAAGCUAUUAUACCCAAAAGAUGAGAGAAAGAGUACCUCAAAACAGUAAAUAAGAGCAAAGAGACUGUUGAUGUGGGUAAAAGCCGCUCAGGAAGGAAAAUGAAGCUAAUUUUCAAAGGAAACUCUUCCCCAAUAUCUUACUUACACACCAACAAGAAGGAGAAGCAUACCAACAACACUACGAUCAAGAACAAGGGGUUUAGGAUAAAGACGAACAAAGGUAUUAAGAAAAAGCUUUUCAGUGCGAAUACCAGCAAAGAUGAUCUAUUGCACAAAGAUGGUAUGAAGAAGUUGAAGCCCUUAAAGCCAAUCAGGCAAAGGACUAAGAUCUCUGAGCUUUCUCAUCUUGAGCAUCAGCUAAAUAAAAACCUUGGUCGCCGGAACUCAGGUGCUAAGUUCCAUGACUCUCAGCUAAUUGAUCAUGCUGAUAUAUUUAAGGAAAAUGAUCCACUCCAAAGUAACCAGAAGCAUACAUCCAGUGUGAAUCAUAGAUCAUUAAUGAAGAAAAAGAAGAAGACUAAAAUCAGAAGAUUGAGUGACAUCAGGGAGAUUACCCAAGAAGAAAACAACCAGGCUUAUCCUCGUGUUAGUUCCAUCGAGAAUCGGAUGAUUUUCCCUAUCUCAGGCCAGUCCAAGGCCAACUCUUGCCUCCUAUCUAAAGUAACAAGACAGAGUAGAAGAAAGAGCAAGAUGACCUCUCAAAGAAUGGCUAAGGAUGAAGUCACUCACUAUGGAGCCUCCACUCCCUUCAAGAGUACCUCUAAGGCAUCUGGGAUGUUUAAAAUAGCAAAUUCAGGGAUGACUGAGAAAAAAUCAACUAAAGCUAUCAAUGUUACUAAUAUUACCACUGUAGGUAGUCAAAUCACCUUUAAAUGGACGGAUGCGUUUCCUCGAAGAAUAGACAACUAUCAGAGCCAUAUAUCAAGCAUAUUAGCAUGCCAUAAGAAGGCCAGGAGUGGAAGGAAAUUUCAGUACUAAAAUGUACUCUAAAAGGCCCUAAACAGCCUCUAAAACUUAUUUUAACAAUUUAUUA
Molecule: messenger RNA, 2393 nt
Organism: Moneuplotes crassus
Lineage: Eukaryota; Ciliophora; Spirotrichea; Euplotida; Euplotidae
Source: the annotation of a GenBank genome assembly